CUCUAUUCCUGUAGAGCUGUGCAGAGAGAGAACAGACUGCGUGCAUCUUUAUGGAUUUAACCAGACAGCAGCUCUCAGGCUUUCCUGCCAAUUUGCCAAUGCACAUUCCAUCCGCUCCACUUCACGGCAUACUGUUGCUGAGUGAUCGAUAGGUAAGAAGGCAGGAACUGAACCCUAUGAUUCGCUCGCGACGGCGACGCGCUGCUGCCCGGUCUCUCGUGCUGCUCCGACUCGUGCAAGCAUGCACGAGCUGCGGUAGACUGGAGAUGAUCUCUGUUUGGCUGCUCGUUUUGAAGCUGCUGAGAGCCACAGCUGGUGUGAAAAGACCAAAUGAGAAUGAAAUAGAUGAGGGUAGGAGAGACUCUUUAAACCAGCAACAAAAAGAGCAAGAAAACCUCCCUGAGGCCGUCUCCAUGGAGACCAGCCAGCUUUCGGAAAUGGAUGAUGUAAAAGACUAUAAAAUGGAUCUUGGGGAAAAAGACGAAGACAAAUACCAGCACAGCGCAGAUGAUAAAGAAUGCUUUGAGGAACAUUUCUCUGAAUGCCUGGAUACUGAAAAGGGCAACUCCCCACUCGCAACUCGGCACAAAAGCAACAGCACAGCCAAUGAAUGUGAGGCUACAGAGGAAAGUGAUGGAAGGGCAAACCAACAAGAGGACACGAUGAUAAAAGAGACAGAGGAAGAGGAGUCAAAUCUCAAAGAAUCUGUGCCAUCUCUGGAGCCUGACACAGAUCCCCAAGCACAAGGCCAGCUGGUGGAGGAAGAAAACAACAUAACAUCCUUUCUGGAUGCAAAAGAGCCAGAACACCAAGAACCACAGGAAGCUCUGAAAACAGAACCAGAAUCUGUGUUGGAACAGAAAAUCAAGGAGCUGGCUGUUUCUGACGCCUCUACCGAAUCCUGCCAUGAUAAUGAUAGAGAUGACCUGAGUGACUGCCUGCACGUAGAGAUGGCUAUUGUCUCAUCGGACAGUGAUGCUGAGGAGCAGUGGAAGGCCAUGUUUUCUCCCGUUGUCGAUGAAGAUGAGUUUGGUGGCAUUUUGGAAUCAGAUACCCUUGAUGUCAAAGAAGAGACAAACGACCAAAACCAUGCAAUGGAGGAUGAAACUCAUAGCCAGUCCGAGAGUAAAGCUGAACCUGAUGAAGAUGAAGAUCCGACAGUGUUGACAGAAAGUGUUGACACUCUCGAGCAGCCGGAAUGUUCUACUGAAUGUGAGCUGGAAGACAUUUCCUAUAUUGACUCCAUACACUACAGCAGUUUAUCCAAGAUCCCAGAGAAUGAGGAGGAUCCAAGCCAAAAUGUGAAACACAGCCUGCAGCGCUUGUCUGCCUCGACCUCCGAGCUUGAUAAGAAGUUGCCGCAAGACUAUUGCGUGAUUCAGGAGAUGCAGAGCGAGAACGUCAGCACAGAGCAUGUGGAUUUCAGGAUGGCUUGUAAGCAGUGGCAGAAAAUGGAGGAACAAUGCAAGGCCCAGGUACAGCAGUCUACCGUAAAGCAGGGUGGACAUAACAUCAUGUAUACACCCAUGCGCAACUUGGAGCGGCCCAAGAGAGAUCCGGAUUCAGACAAUUUAAGUCUUGGUGACUACCAGUAUACCCAGUUUAGCCCGUGUUCAGAUGACUCAGGCCUGGAUGACACAAGCUACCGGUCUCAUUACGAUGAACCAGAGACUCCAGUCGAAAGGGAAAUCCGUGAGACUAUGGAGCGAGAGGAAUCUUUCAAACGAGAGAGAGCCAUGUCAAAGUCACCUUCUAGUGAACCUGAGCAGAAUAAACCCAGACCAGUGACUCUGAUGAUGGCUAAGUCAGCUCCAGAGGAGAAAAGGACGACGUAUAACACACGUGAGGACAGGUGCAGGUCACAGAGACCUUCUAGCACCAUACCACCAACCGUCUCUGUUACUGCUUCACCUUCAUCAAAACCAACCUAUCAUGAGAUGGUGGCCAACAACGUCAUCAUCCUUGAGCCGGAUUCGCAUCCGACAAACCAGCGGCAAAAGGGGAAAAGCCUGCUUUCUCCAGCGACAAACAGGUUCCAUGAGUGGCCCUCAGACUCAAGCAACGUCAUCAUCCUGGAAACGUCGAAUCUCAUCAUCCGAAGUGCUUCCGAAUUCUGCCUGAGCAGUGCAUGCCAGGAGACCCAAGAGAGCACAUUCCACAACAACCCCUUCUUCAAACUGCGAUCACACAGCACGCUAUCUCUGGUGGACCAGGAGAUCAAAGAGGUGAAGCAGAGAGAUGAAGAAUUCAGGAGGCAGAGGGCGCAGUUGUACUCCAAAGAGAAGUAUGACACGAUUCUGGUGUCUCCCAGCUCACUGCAGAAUUUCACCUACGACAAGCCAGGAGGUUUGCCAGCGAAAUGUAAGUCCUCCCCUUCCUCCCCUUUGAAGGCACGCAAAAUGGACCGUUCCACUUUAUCCUGCGAUCAGAAGUUUCCCGAGGCACCUUAUACCAGAGUCCGAAGGAAAAGUGCCCUCAUUCAGAGAUGGGAAGCAGCGAUGUUGGCCAAUCAGCAACAACACGUUUGAACAGCACCACACUGCCAAACCAAGAGAUUUUAAACACCCCAUAUUUUAAUCUUUCUUCUUACAUGAGUUUAAACAUGAGUUCAAGUUAAAUAUUUAAAUAAUUAGAUAUAGGUAUAUGUGAUCACUCUAAUUAGGCACUUGUGAAACAUUAUAUUUUUUAUUUCACAAUUGACGAUAGCUUCAAUUUAGAGUCAUAUAUCUGUUUAACCUCCAAGUAAUAAUCAGAUAAUAAAGCUUUUUGGUAGAGCACUCAUUUACUAUUUUCUUUAUUUAAAUAGGUUAUACGUUUUUUAUUUAAAACUUAAUUGAACGGAUGUGCUCAUUAUGCCAACUGUUUUGUUUUUUCGUUUGAUUUUUUUAUUUUUUUUUGUAGGUGAGUUACAAAUUAACGGGAUGAUGCUGCAGUGAAAUGGAUAUACUGUUUUAAAAAUAUCUAAGCUAUUUUCCUACUCUAUUUUCUCCUCAGUAGAUGUGUAAAUAUGGCAUGAAACACAAUUUAUAAUAGAAUUCAUGAGACGCUGAACAUAUAAAGAAGACGAAAGACAAUAAUGACAAGCAGAUUUUUUCUGAUUCCAAUUUUAGCUCUUCCUCUUGAAUGAGAAAUUUUUUAAUGAACAAGUAAUGCGAAUCCUUAGGGUUUUUUUUAAUUAUUAUUAUUAUUAUUAUUUACAUAUAGCCUAAUUCUUUGCACAAUGAUUUCACAUUUUAAAGUUAAAUUGAUAUUUAAUUUCAACAGAACAUGGAAGUACAAAGCACAUGAAAUUAGCAGACAAAACAAAUCUGGAAAAACUCUCAAUGCAAGAUCUGUAGUGACUUUGAACCAUUCUUGAACUUUC
Ictalurus punctatus (channel catfish) is the source of this 3364-nucleotide messenger RNA. RefSeq lists its product as uncharacterized. The coding region runs from base 177 to 2528 and encodes 783 amino acids. NCBI's taxonomy places the organism in Eukaryota, Metazoa, Chordata, Actinopteri, Siluriformes, Ictaluridae. The record is from RefSeq and is a predicted model, not a curated record. The transcript has 4 exons.